GAUUAAAUAUCCGAUCAUUGUUUUUGUAAAAUAUGGUGGAUCAAUACAGUGAGAAGGAUCAGCCAAAGAAAGUUGCUGACAGGUACCUGAAGCAAGAAGUUCUUGGCCAAGGUACUUAUGGAGUCGUCUUCAAAGCUACUGAUACUAAGAACGGACAAACUGUAGCGAUCAAGAAGAUAAGACUUGGUAAAGAGAAAGAAGGUGUGAACAUAACAGCUCUAAGAGAAAUCAAAUUACUCAAAGAGCUUAAACAUCCUCAUAUUAUCGAGUUGGUUGAUGCCUUUCCUCACAAGGAGAACUUGCACCUUGUGUUUGAGUUCAUGGAGACUGACCUCGAAGCAGUCAUCCGAGAUCCUAAUCUCUUUCUCUCCCCUGCUGACGUCAAAUCGUACCUCCAAAUGACAUUGAAAGGUCUUGAGUAUUGCCAUGACAAAUGUGUUUUGCACAGAGAUAUGAAGCCGAACAACUUGUUGAUAGGACCCAGUGGACAACUAAAACUCGCAGACUUUGGGUUAGCACGUAUAUUUGGUAGUCCAGGUCGUAAGUUUACUCACCAGGUCUUUACUAGAUGGUAUAGAGCACCUGAGCUUCUGUUUGGUUCCAAACACUAUGGUUCUGCUGUUGAUGUUUGGGCUGUUGGCUGUAUAUUCGCCGAGCUUCUGUUACGCAGACCUUUUCUUCAGGGGAAAAGUGAUAUUGAUCAGUUAAGUAAAAUCUUUGCUGCCUUUGGGACUCCUAAAGAAGAUCAGUGGCCAGAUAUGUUGUCUCUUCCUGAUUAUGUAGAGUAUCAGUAUGUCCCUGGGGCGUCUCUACGUUCUUUAUUCCCAAUGGUUAGUGAGGAUGGUCUUGAUUUGUUGUCAAAGAUGUUCACCUAUGACCCCAAAUCUAGAAUAACGAUUCAGCAAGCUUUACAACACAGGUACUUCACAUCUGCACCUUCUCCUACCGACCCAUUAAAGCUACCAAGAGCGGUUCACAAGAAGGAAGUUAAAUCAUCUGAGAGUAAACUCAAAACUAUUACGGUGUUGUCACCAGCACAUAAGCUUAGAAGAGUGAUGCCUGACCGAGGAAAGAGUACGGAUGUCAUGAAACAAGCUAGCCAUGAUGGACAAGCACCUAUGUCUUUAGAUUUCACCAUACUAGCUGAGCGGCCACCAAACCGACUAACCAUCACCAGUGCGGAUAGAUCUAAUCUGAAGAGGAAACUCGAUCUUGAGUUCAUGUAGGAUAUAACGGAACAGGCGGCUUUCUUCAUGUCAUAUUACUACUAGUGAUGAUGAACAUGGCGAAUCAUUCUUUUGGUUUACUAUAAACACACAAAG
This is a messenger RNA of Brassica oleracea var. oleracea, 1322 nucleotides long. Its product is annotated as cyclin-dependent kinase D-1. The coding region runs from base 33 to 1226 and encodes 397 amino acids. The transcript has 6 exons. Lineage: Eukaryota; Viridiplantae; Streptophyta; Magnoliopsida; Brassicales; Brassicaceae. The record is from RefSeq and is a predicted model, not a curated record. Gene Ontology annotation, cellular component: transcription factor TFIIK complex; nucleus; cytoplasm. Gene Ontology annotation, biological process: protein phosphorylation; positive regulation of transcription by RNA polymerase II. Gene Ontology annotation, molecular function: cyclin-dependent protein serine/threonine kinase activity; RNA polymerase II CTD heptapeptide repeat kinase activity; ATP binding.